Molecule: messenger RNA, 2866 nt
Organism: Sabethes cyaneus
Lineage: Eukaryota; Metazoa; Arthropoda; Insecta; Diptera; Culicidae
Gene: flr
Product: actin-interacting protein 1
Exons: 4
Coding region: 267-2081 (604 amino acids)
Biological process (GO): actin filament depolymerization; locomotion; sarcomere organization
Cellular component (GO): cortical actin cytoskeleton
Molecular function (GO): actin filament binding
Source: RefSeq, a predicted model, not a curated record
ACCACCGGGUCGAUCAGAAGCAAAGGCAAGCGUUAUUCUGCGUGUGAUUUUCUUGUGUAGAUUCGCGAAAUAGUGAGACGCUGGUGACAGAUUGUGCAGUUUUCUUACCGUGGCCGGAUCUGAUCUGAUAUCAGCGAUUAGCGGUUGUUCUUGGUUCGAGAGUUGGUGACUUAACGGUGAAUUUUUGUCUUUUCGGAUACUUUGCUUGAUUAAUAAGGCAGUGUUACGCUUUCGUUGCUGUCCAGUUACGGGAUACCUUAGGAGCGAUGUCCUACUCGAAUAAAUUCAUCUACGCGACGCUCCCACGAACGCAGCGCGGUCAGCCGAUUGUACUGGGAGGCGACCCGAAGGGGAAGAACUUUCUUUACACCAACGGGCACUCGGUUAUCAUUCGGAACAUCGACAAUCCGGAAAUCGCCGACAUCUAUACGGAACACUCGUGUGCGGUCAAUGUGGCCAAGUACUCGCCCAGUGGGUUUUACAUAGCCUCCGGCGAUCAGUCGGGAAAGAUCCGCAUCUGGGACACGGUCAACAAGGAGCACCUGCUGAAGAACGAGUUUCAACCGAUCGGUGGUCCGAUCAAGGACAUCAGCUGGUCGCCGGACAGUCAGCGGAUUGUGAUUGUCGGUGAAGGUCGGGAACGCUUUGGACAUGUUUUUAUGGCUGAGACGGGAACUUCUGUGGGCGAGAUCUCCGGUCAGUCGAAACCGAUCAAUUCGUGUGAUUUCCGGCCGGCAAGACCGUUCCGGAUUGUGACGGGUAGUGAAGAUAACACGAUUGGUGUGUUUGAAGGACCACCAUUCAAGUUCAAGAUGACCAAACAAGACCAUACCAGAUUCGUACAGGCGGUUCGCUAUUCCCCGAGCGGUCAUCUGUUUGCCUCGGCUGGUUUCGAUGGCAAAGUUUUCCUGUACGACGGAACAACGUCAGAGUUGAAAGGUGAAAUUGGAUCACCCGCGCACGGAGGUGGUGUCUACGGAGUUGCCUGGAAACCGGAUGGAACUCAACUGCUCACGUGCUCUGGCGAUAAAACGUGUAAACUAUGGGACGUGGAAACACGUACUCUUGUCACCGAAUUCCCUAUGGGAACAACGAUCGAUGACCAGCAGGUAUCCUGCCUGUGGCAGGGAAAUCAUGUCCUGUCGGUUUCGUUGUCCGGCUUUAUUAACUACCUCGACGUUAACAAUCCCACCAAACCGUUACGUGUGGUCAAAGGCCACAACAAACCCAUCACUGUACUGAGCUUGAGUGAAGAUCGUAGCACGAUUUACACCGGCAGCCACGAUGGUGCGGUUACCAACUGGAACUCAGGUUCGGGUUCGAAUGAUCGCGUUGCCGGUGCUGGUCACGGCAAUCAGAUCAAUGCCAUCUGCGCCGCAGGCGACUACGUCUAUACAGCCGGAAUCGAUGAUUCGAUUAAGCAAAUUACGAUCGAAGGCAACCGAUAUAGUUCAGUGGAAGCGAAAUUGAGCUGUCAGCCACGUGGCAUGGACAUCCUGAAGGAAGGCAACAUUAUAGUGGUCGGUUGCGUGAAGGAUGUUACCGUACUGCAGGACAACCGGAAGGUUUCCACUAUUCCUAUUACUUUCGAAUCCAGCAGCGUUAGUAUCAAUCCGGAAACGUUGGAUGUUGCUGUCGGAGGCGAUGACAGCAAAGUGCAUAUUUACAGUCUAACCGGUGGAACGCAGUUGGUUCCGAAGCUGGACUUGGAUCAUCUAGGUCCGGUGACCGACUGCAAGUAUUCGCCCGACAAUAAGCUGCUGGUUGCGUGCGAUGCCAACCGGAAGGUUAUCCUGUACAGUGUGCCGGAGUAUAAGCCUGCGCACAACAAAGAAUGGGGCUUCCAUAAUGCACGCGUCAAUUGUGUGUCCUUUUCGCCAAACUCGCAACUGGUGGCCAGCGGUUCGCUCGACACGACCAUCAUCAUUUGGUACGUGAACAGUCCAGCCAAACAUACCAUAAUCAAAAAUGCCCACCCGCAGUCGCAGAUUACCGGUCUGGUUUGGCUCGACAACGAGACGCUGAUUUCGACCGGUCAGGACUGCAACACCAAGGUAUGGCACAUCGAACCGACUGCCUAGGACGGACUGCCCUAAAAUGCGGAAAGCUUAAUAAUAUCAUGCAGGAAUAUUGUCUUGUCAAACACCGUAAGUUUUGCACUAUAUUUUCCCCUUCUCCCCCCUCUACUCUCGUUUGUUUUCCUAUUAUUACUGAUGAAAAUAGUUUAGCUGUGUAUUUAGAGGAUGCAGUGCAUUUAAUAGCCGCCGCAAGGAAUAAAACAAUAAUUUUGCUGCUGCUGAUGUUGUUGAACGAAACUCGGUAGAGAAAAAUAGACAGGAUAAAACACAGGCUUAAAAUUCUAGAAGUCAGUUGAUUGAAUACGGCAGUGGGACAAGAAUGAAAGCAGUAAAUUUGUUCGUUUUUAACUGUAAAGUUGUUUUCGUUUUUUGUACGUUCAAUUAGGGUAAUCAGUCUUCCACCCAGUUUUAAGUUACAAUUUUUAACAGUAUCCUUCGCAACCAUUGUAACCUUAUUGAAGCAAACAAACCAAAACUGAUUUUUCGUUGUUUUUUGUGUGAUCUCACUCUUCUUACGCAGUGCUGUUGUCAACUGAACUGUUUUUUAAGUUUCCUGUUGUUCGUAUUAUUUAUGAAACUUGCCCAGCACUUUGGCGAAACGUACUAACCGUAGAAAUAUUUAGCCAGGUUUGAUCCUAUUCAGACUUAAGAGAUUUUGGAUAACUUUAUACAAGUAAAACUACGAAGGCUGAACAGCGGGUGUGUUAACACACCCGCUGUAAUCCUGGAAAGAAAACACAUUGUGUAGAAGCAAUCGAAACAUAUUUAUAAAAAUAAUUGAUGAAAAA